UCACGCAGAGCGUACGUGACGCAGAGGGUUCAAACACAUGUUAUAAACGUAACCGGCUUUUUCUAAGCUUGGUCUUCAUCGCCGCACCACGUCGCAGCUGUCCAGAAACAAGUACCGUCAUCCUCCGGAUUUCUAUAGAAACAGCUGUCUUUAAUUUAUCCCUGGUUUCACCCUCUUCGGGAUCUGUCAGUGGCAGAUGACGGUAGUUAGCACCGCUAGCAUAGCUGGUGAACUUCCAUCAUCAUCUCUGCUUAGUGACUGGGGUUCAACUUUAACCAGCUUUUGCGGGAGGCGCCUUGAUAGGAAAAGCUGACCGUACCGUCAGACUCUGGCACUGGAGCUUAACUUCAAAAUAAAUAAGACACCAGUUUGCUCAUAGCAGUGUGCUAGCCGUUAAAACGGUUCCAGUUGAGCAGCCAGGCUCACUUCCUUGUGCCGUGUUCGAGGUCAUUCUGCAGCCCCGUCGAAAGCAGCUGCUCCCGGGACACAAAGCAUGAAGAGUCUCCCGUACUUCUGCCGAGGAGAGGUCAUUCGAGGAUUUGGAAGAGGAAGCAAAGAACUCGGAAUUCCCACGGCCAACUUCCCGGAUUCGGUGGUGGACAAUCUUCCAGCAGAUAUCAGCACAGGAAUCUAUUACGGCUGGGCUUGUGUCGGGAAUGGUAACGUUUACAAAAUGGUGAUGAGCAUCGGCUGGAAUCCUUACUACAAAAACACAAAAAAGUCCAUGGAGACGCACGUCAUUCACAAAUUCAAAGAAGACUUUUAUGGACAGACUCUGAGUGUCGUUCUGGUGGGGUACAUCCGCUCAGAGAAGAGCUUCCCCUCACUUGAGGAUCUCAUAGCGGCCAUCAACAGUGACAUUGAGGAGGCCAAGGUUAAGCUGGAGCUCCCAGAGCACAGCAAGCUGAAGGAAGACAACUUCUUCACCAGCACAACCAACUCUUCUCUGGUCUCUUCCUCAUCUGCUGCGUCCACGUCUCAGAGCAUCAUCAACGGUCACUGACAGCUGGCAGAGACGGCAGCGCUUUGUCCUCGGAGCACGAUUCUGCUCACACGUACAGCCUUAUUAUAAAAUCUGUUGGCUGUCACAUAAACAGUCAACCUCUUGUUUCUUUUCACGUGGUUUUGUGUUAGAACACUAUUUUCUGACGUCUGUUGUUUUACCGCACACAGCCUGAACUGUAUAUAUAUUCUUGUAUUAUUAUCUGGUUCUUCUGUAUAUUUUUGAAUCUUUUAGAAGCGAGGACAGAUAAAAAUCACUGCUCAGAUGUUUUUUAUUUUGUUUGGGUUUUUUUUCCACUUAGUGUAAACAAUGAUUUAAAUGAUGCAUAAACGCAAAGAAAGAUAACUCAUUAUCUUUCUUUGACAUACCCAA
Molecule: messenger RNA, 1375 nt
Organism: Poeciliopsis prolifica (blackstripe livebearer)
Lineage: Eukaryota; Metazoa; Chordata; Actinopteri; Cyprinodontiformes; Poeciliidae
Gene: rfk
Product: riboflavin kinase
Exons: 4
Coding region: 494-1003 (169 amino acids)
Biological process (GO): FMN biosynthetic process; riboflavin biosynthetic process
Cellular component (GO): mitochondrion
Molecular function (GO): riboflavin kinase activity
Source: RefSeq, a predicted model, not a curated record